Molecule: messenger RNA, 1122 nt
Organism: Theobroma cacao (cacao)
Lineage: Eukaryota; Viridiplantae; Streptophyta; Magnoliopsida; Malvales; Malvaceae
Source: RefSeq, a predicted model, not a curated record
GUAUUCCAAAUUAAGAAGACGCAAGUAUGGCAUUCACGGCGAUUAUGUUUCUGCUAGGUACUGCCACUACCGCUGGUUUGUUAGGAUUGGGUCAUUAUUUCACUCAUAUGGGCAAACACAAAAAAUUGGAGGUUGAGUGCGAUAUUUUCCAUGGCAGAUGGGAAUAUGAUGAUGCUGAUCCCUACCCUCUUUACUCUCCCCAUACUUGUCCAUUCAUAUCCAACCAAUUCGACUGCCAAAGCAAUGGUCGUCCUGACCAAGAUUAUAUCAAAUAUAGAUGGAAACCAUAUUCAUGCACUUUACCACCGUUCAAUGGUAAAAGGUUAUUGCAGAGAUUCGAAGGGAAACGAAUCAUGUUCGUUGGAGACUCAGUUGGAUACAAUCAAUGGCUUUCCCUCGUAUGCAUGCUCCAUUCGGCGGUUCCAAAAGCCAAAUAUCUUCUCGAGACCAAAGGAGGCCUUUCUACACUUACCUUCCCGGCACACAAUGUCUCGGUGAUGUUUUCGCGCAAUGAUUUUCUUGUUGACAUUGUUGACGACAAAAAUGAAAGAAUCCUAAAGCUUGAUUCAAUUAGGAAUGGAGGACAAAUUUGGAAGGAUGUUGAUGUGUUGGUCUUCAACACUUGGAACGAGGGGCUUCAAACUGGAAAGAAGCAAUCAUGGGAUUUCAUUGAAGAAGGCAACGCCAGGCACAAAGACAUUGACCGAUUGGCGGCUUUUGAAAAAGCCUUGAAUACAUGGGCCAAGUGGGUAAACUCCACCGUAGAUCCCAAGAAAACCAAGAUUUUGUUCCAGGGUGUUUCCCCAGAUCAUGCAAAGUAAGCAUAGCUGUUAAUGUCGUCUAAAACAUAUCCUAACCAUGAUUUUCCUUAAAACAAAUGCCAUCAUGUCCUGUCCACUGCAUAUAUACCUUACAAUUUUCGUUCUUUGUUUCAAAUACUACUGUAGUUCAAGAGAUUGGGCAGAUCCCAAUGCAAAGAACUGCAAAGGGCAGACAAGACCCGUGGCGGGGCAUAACUAUCCAGGAGGUCGACAUCGAGGAGAAGCUAUUCUGGACAAAGUAUUGGGCAGAAUAUCCAAAUCAGUUCGUUUACUUAACGUAACUGCACUGUCACAACUAAGA